Trichomonas vaginalis G3 is the source of this 1107-nucleotide messenger RNA. RefSeq names its product intraciliary transport. Bases 1 to 1107 code for a protein of 368 amino acids. Gene Ontology annotation, cellular component: intraciliary transport particle B; motile cilium; centrosome. Gene Ontology annotation, biological process: cilium assembly; intraciliary transport. The record is from RefSeq and is a predicted model, not a curated record. The transcript has a single exon. Lineage: Eukaryota; Parabasalia; Trichomonadida; Trichomonadidae.
AUGGCAAUGAAUCUUUCAUCAAAUGACCAACUCCUCAUGGGCAAUGAUGGAACACCUGAUAUUCAGCCAAACUCACAAUAUGAUCAAUCAAUAAACUUCAGCGACAGUGAUUCUUCAAGAGAAAAUCAAAACGAUCAAAACCAAUUACAAAUCAAUCCAGGAGAGUAUAGCCCACGACCAGGCAUGGAUCCAAUGGCUGGAGGUCGCCCUCAAGCACCAGGAGCAAAUGGCGGACUGCGUCAUUCUGGUGGAUCUGAUGAUCAAUUUGGCGGUGGCUUUGGCGGCUUCGCUAAUGGUUUCAACCAAGGUAAGUUUAAUGCUGGAGCUGAUGAUCUCGGAAUGAGUCCCGGAGCUAAUAAAAUUGGAAGCUUUGGAAAUAAUAAUUUCGGCGGAUUUGGCGGCGGCGGCGCCGGUGGUGGAUUUGAUUUUGGAAACGAUCCAGCUACCAGAUCGCCAGAACUCGUUGAGCUUUUCGGCCUUAUUUCCGAGUUCCAACCAACAAAGGCAGACUUACCACCACAUUUCAAGCCAUUCUUACCAGAGCUUAUUCCAGCCAUUGGUGCUAUUGAUGCUUUCAUCAAAGUUCCAAGGCCUGAUGAAGAUUUCGAGCCACUUGGCUUAACAGUCCUCGAUGAGCCAACAAUUGGAUGUUCUGACCCACAAAUUAUUCGUAUGCAGUUGAGAGAGAAAUACGGAAUUGUUUCAAACAAGGAAGGCGAUGGAUAUAUUGGAUAUAUCAAAGAUUUAGAAAACAAUCAGAAAGAGCUUGACACAUUCUUAGAUAACUACGAAGAAUUAAUUCGUGAUCGUCCACCUCCGACAAUCGUUUAUUCAUAUAAAAUGCCUGAUCUCAACGAACUUCUUGUAGAAUGGCCAGAAGCUCUUGAAAAGGCUUUACAAUCAAUUCCAUUACCAUCCGCAGACAUGGAUCUUACUAUUGAAGAAUAUGCUAAGAUCAUUUGCGCAUUUUUAGAUAUUCCUGUCAAAGGAAACAUUAUUGAAUCUCUUCACGUCCUCUUUACAUUGUUUAUGACAUUCGAAGAGAACCAGCACUUCCCAGAAAACGAUGCUCCGAAAACUCCUGGUGAAGAGAGGAUGCUUCUUUAA